UAUUUCAUAACCUUUUUUUAACGAAACGAUAUUUUACGUGCGGUAUUUUUUCUUUUUCUAUGCAGAAAAUUUAAAUAAAAUUAUUAAUUAAAACAUCAAAACAACUCCUUAAAAUGCUGUUAAUGCGUCGUGCCGAAUCUUUAACAGCACGAUGUGCUUCAGUGUGUCGUAACUACAUUGCCACACCAAAAAAUUCCCAGGCAGCUGGUGCUGCUCCCCAAAUGGCAGUAACAGAAAAUGAUGAAUAUUUCGAAGUAGCACAAUAUCCCGAAAUCAAGGAUCCCUCGUUUAGUGCUCGCAAAGAACGUGAAGCUUUAUCAUUUCAAGAGCAAGUGCAAAAAGCUGCAACAGUGGAAGAGAAAAUGAUAAAAAUCAAUAUGCCUCGCUACUAUGGCUAUAAAGUAGUGCAGUUGCACGAUGAACGUUUGCCCUAUAAUUGUUUGCCAGCCAUACAACACUACACAAGGACAUUAUACGAAAACAUGCCCAGCGAGUUGAAGACAGAUGAGAAAUUAAACUCAUACGUAGAAACUCUUAAGGGAGAUGUUCAGGAGGCUUUGGAAGUGGCUCAUGAUUAUUUUAAUCAAAAAUACCCUGAUGCUUCUGACUUGGAACCCAAGGAACGGGAGCGUAUCUUGACUCAAGUCAUUGUGGAGCAAAUCAAUCGUGCUUUAAUUAACGGUCUAUCGGCCGAUUACCAACACUUGCAGGAAGCUGAAAUCGAUUAUAAUCCCAGACAUGAAGCUUUUUGGUCUGUGGGUGGCAUACAGGCCCCCAAAAAUGUUGUUAAGUCCAAAGAAGGUCAUGAGUGGCAAAAGCAUUUAGCCAAAGAACCCGUCGAUCGUUUAAUGCAGUAUAAAAGUGAACCUAUGCUGGCCCUCAGGCAUCGUUUGCAGUUGUCCAGCUGGAAGACAGAAGAAGAAAGUAAUAACAUUGAACUGGCUAAUAAAGUACCACGCUUAGAAUUUGAUCCCAGAAGUUUAGGCUUUACCACUGGCUACCAACAUGGCACCAAUAUUGCCGGUCACUGGCCCAGCAAUAUGGCUGGUUUUGGUUUACUUUCCUAUCAAUCGCGUGCCGGUUUUCAUAUACGACCACAGAGUUCUGCUACUGAUGACCAUAAUGAAGCUCUACAUGCUCAUGCCAUACAAUCUAGUUUUGCUUGGCUGCUGGCUCUAGCCAAUUAUAAAGGGUUUAAUACAUUCUCCGAACUUACUUACCCCCUUAACACUCAAACUAUUAUAACUGAUGGCAAAACUUGGUCAUUCUACGAAUACCAAUUGAAUACUUUGCUAAUGAACGGUCGUCAAAUCAAUGAAAAUCCUCGUGUCAAUUAUUGUCGUGGUACACCAGAAUUGGCGCUCUAUCAGGAAAUUGAUGAAAAUGGCAAAAUUGUCGGCUUUAAUGAUGAAGUUUUAAAAUAUUUAAUCACUUACUAUACAAAUGCACCCAAUGUACAACGUUCGGCGGAGGAAUUGCAACCAUUUUUGGAUUCAAAAUAUAAACGCAUUGUCGACUAUGAAGAUGACGAAAAACGUGAAUUUUUAGAAAAAACCUUCAAACAUUUGGUCUCUAAUCGUCCUCGCCAUUUGGCCUUACCGGAAAUAUACUUGUGGGAGAAAUUGUAUAAAAUUGAUAAUAAUACACGUCCUUUGGAAGCUAAACGUCGUUACUUUGAACUAUUCUAUAAUCCCUGGAAACGUACAUUAGAUCAACAUCAAAAGGAGUAUAUAUCACGCAAGGUGCGACCCGAAGGACCUAAGAGUAAAAAGAAGUGGAAGAAUACCUAUUAUCCACAGGAAUAGUUUUAAUACAUAUUAAUAAAUAAUUUGUUGGAAUAUUUUCUUAGAAAAUAAUAAAGAAAGAAAACUAUUAAGAAAAAU
Messenger RNA from Lucilia cuprina (Australian sheep blowfly), 1883 nucleotides. RefSeq names its product 28S ribosomal protein S30, mitochondrial (gene mRpS30). Gene Ontology annotation, biological process: translation. NCBI's taxonomy places the organism in Eukaryota, Metazoa, Arthropoda, Insecta, Diptera, Calliphoridae. The transcript has 3 exons. Gene Ontology annotation, molecular function: structural constituent of ribosome. Bases 114 to 1805 code for a protein of 563 amino acids. The record is from RefSeq and is a predicted model, not a curated record. Gene Ontology annotation, cellular component: mitochondrion; ribosome; mitochondrial large ribosomal subunit.